This is a messenger RNA of Rosa rugosa (rugosa rose), 4081 nucleotides long. RefSeq names its product disease resistance protein RPV1-like. Lineage: Eukaryota; Viridiplantae; Streptophyta; Magnoliopsida; Rosales; Rosaceae. Gene Ontology annotation, molecular function: ADP binding. The transcript has 5 exons. Gene Ontology annotation, biological process: signal transduction; defense response. The record is from RefSeq and is a predicted model, not a curated record. Bases 40 to 3270 code for a protein of 1076 amino acids.
GUUGAGCUGUUCAGUUUCUCUGGCAUAUGCACACAGAAAAUGAGUACUUCUAUGACGAAUCUGGGAUCCUCUUCCUCUUCUUCCUUCACUCAUUCAUGGACAUAUCAUGUCUUCUUGAGCUUUAGAGGUAAGGAUACACGCAACGGUUUCACAGGCCACUUGUACAAGGCUCUAGUUGAUAAGGGAAUUUACACAUUCAUUGAUGAAAGCAAACUUAAAAGAGGAGAAGAAAUAUCAGCAGCACUUCUUGAAGCAAUUGAAGACUCAAAGAUUGCUAUCAUUGUAUUCUCCGAAAACUAUACCUCAUCUACGUGGUGCUUGGAUGAACUCGUUAAGAUUCUUGAAUGUAAGGAAUCAAAUCAACAAAUAGUCAUGCCCAUCUUUUACAAGGUGGAUCCAUUUCAUGUACGAUACCAGAGAGGUAGUUUUGAGGAGGCAUUUGCUAGACAUGAAUCCAAAUUCAAGGAUGACCUGGCCAAAGUCAACCGAUGGCGAGCAGCUCUUAAAGAAGCAGCAGAUUUGUCGGGGUGGCCUUACUUGGACGGGUACGAAUAUCUAUUUAUACAAAAGAUUGUUCAAGAGAUAUCAUCCCAAACAUUAAAGUGUACCUAUUUGGAUGUAGCCAAAUAUCCCGUUGGAAUAGAUUCUUGUUUAGACGAGAUAGAGGAGCUUUUAGGGCUCGAAGAAAAUGAUAUUCGCAUGGUUGGGAUAUGGGGCAUUGGUGGUAUAGGUAAAACCACACUUGCUAAAGCUGUUUAUAAUUCUUUUGCUCACAGCUUUGAAGGUUAUUGUUUUCUAGCAAAUGUCAGAGAAAAUUCAAUGUCAGAUGAAGGGUUAGUCCGACUACAGAAGACUCUUCUCUUUGAUACUCUAAGAGACGCAAACUUGAAUGUGACCAACGUUGGUAUAGGAGCCUCUGUAAUAAGGGAAAUGUUGAGAUGUAAGAGGGAUUUCUUAAUUCUUGAUGAUGUGAAUAAAUCAGAACAGUUAUAUAACUUAGCUGGGGGGUUAAAGUGGUUUGGUCCUGGUAGUAGAAUUGUCAUAACAUCAAGAGAUAAAUGGUUGUUAACUACUCAUCGAGUUGAUUCAAUAUAUGAGGUCAAAAAAUUAGAUGCUCAUGAAGCCCUUGAGCUUUUCAGUUGGCAUGCCUUCGAAAGAAAUGAACCUUUACCCAAUUAUGCGAAACUCACACAAUGUGCAGUAGAAUAUGCUCAAGGGCUUCCCCUAGCUGUGACAGUUUUAGGUUCUAAUCUUUUUGGUAAAAGCAUAGGCGAAUGGCAAGAUACAUUAGAUUGUUAUAAAAGAGUUCCCAACCAACAAAGUCAAGAAAUUCUUAGAAUUAGUUACGAUGCUUUAGAGGAUCCUGUGAAAGAAUUAUUGCUUGACAUUGCAUGUUUCUUUAAAGGUGAAAGCAUGACUCAUGUUAGACAAAUAUUAGAAGGUUGUGUGAGUGGCAUUCAAGUACUGAAAGAAAAGUCCCUCGUAACUAUUGGCCAAAAUAAGAAGAUUCUCAUGCAUGAUCUGCUAGAGAAAAUGGGGAAAGAAAUAGUACGGCAGGAAUCUCCUGUUGAACCUGGCAGACGUAGUAGAUUGUGGCUUCCUGAAGAUGUUUGUCAUGUACUAACAGAAAAUACAGGAACAUAUAAUGUUAGAGGCAUCAUCAUAAAGUUGCCCAAACGUGAUGCUAUAUGCUUGGGAACUAAAAGCUUCGAAGGGAUGAAAAAUCUUAAAUUUUUUAUAAACUGCAAUGCAGACCUUUCUGGAGAGAUUAGUUAUCUACCGAAUGAGUUGAGGCUGCUUGUUUGGCCUGGAUAUCCUUUGAAAUCUUUGCCACCUAAUUAUCAUCCUGGGAAGCUUAUCGUACUCCGUAUGCCUUCUAGUAACAUUAGACAGCUGGGGACUGGUUUUAAGGUCUCCCAGAAUUUGAAGACUAUGGAUUUGAAAGGAAGCAAAUUCCUAUCAAAAAUCCCCGACUUAUCUGGAAUGCCAAAUUUACAGACACUGAACCUAGAUUAUUGUACAAAGUUAGUUGAGGUUCAUUAUUCUGUUGGACGCCUUGAGAAACUCGUUACCUUGAGUCUUAAAGAAUGCUGUAGACUUCAGAUAUUUCCAAGAAAAGUCAGCUUGAGUUCUCUGGAAUCUAUUAAUCUUUCAGGCUUUAAGCUCGAGUAUUUCCCUGAAAUAGAAGGAAAGAUGGAAUCCUUAAGAAGUAUAGAUCUAACUCUCACUUCCAUCAAAGAACUGCCAUCAUCAAUCGGCUGCCUCCUCGGGCUUCGUGUGUUAUACUUGAAUGGGUGCUACAAACUUUCAAAACUGCCACCCAGCAUUUAUAAGUUGAAAUAUCUAGAGUAUCUAGGGCUUCACAAGUGCGCCCGAAUUUCAACAUUUCCAGAUGACAAAAACUCUGAUGUUUCACAGAGGGCAGUCUGUAGCUUAUUAGUUUUCACUAAGCUAGCAGAGGUUCAAAUGGGAGGAAUGAAGGAGAAAGUUAUAUCACAAGCAUUUGGUUCGUGCAUGAUUGACUACUUGUUCACAUUGCAUAGGCUUGAUCUCUCCAGAAGCAAGUUUUCUGGCAUUCCUGUAUGCAUCAGCAACCUCGUGAAUUUGACAAAACUCGACUUACAUGGUUGUAUACAGCUUAAAGAAAUUCCAGAACUUCCGUCAAGCGUAAAAUGGGUUGAUGUCGCUGGUUGCAGAUCAUUGACAAGAUUUCGACAAUUGUAUGAUAUACCCGGUGGAAUUGAGUGGUUCAACUUGAUAAAUUGUAUUGGAACAUGUGUGAAUCUGGACUAUGGAAUGAUAAUGAUAAACAAGAUUGUAUGGAAUCAGGUAUCUUCCAAGCCCUUUAAAUUUGGAACUGUAUUCCCAGGAAGUGAAGUUCCCAAGUGGUUCAGUCACACUGUGAUUCCAGAUCAUUUCCCUACCCUUCCAUUUUACCGCCCCUCUGAAUACCUAGUUCCCAUAUGUGAGCAUGCAAUUGAAAUUCCUGCACAAUUCAAAUGGGAGAACACCGGAGUGGCUUUCUGUAUUGUCUUCAACUUUAGAGACCACUGCAGCCAGGAUUGGUACAGUGAUUGCAAUUGCUAUUUCCGAGCUGUAGUUCACAUCAAUGACGUACACAUCGGUGAUUAUCAGUCCCCCUUCUAUCCUCGAAGGACGCGACAGGAACAUAUAUGGCUGCAAUAUGAUCCAUUGCCAGUUGAGUUAGGCCAAGGUAGAUGGAGAGACUGGGUUGCUGCGUUUGGGUACUCAUUACAACUGUCGAGUUGAGUUUUACUUCUGGCUGGGUACAGCUGAAAGAAAGUCAUGCAUAAAGCUACACAUUUUGAAAUGCGGAGCACUCAUAGUAGGUGGGGAUGAGAUUCCUGGUCUUGAUUUUUGGCGGGAACGGAUCCGGAACGGUGGCUUCCCAUUCCAAUCCAAAGUCUUGCAGAAUCAAAUAUCAACUGGGACACUACGGAAAUUAAUCCGAAUCGGGAUGUCACUGAUUUUCUGCAUUAUCCGAUUCGCAAUGUCACUGAUAUUCAGCAUGUCCAUAGUCUUUAUUGCUUCAGUCCUUUGGAGCCAGAUCCAGAAUUCUGACAUGCUGCAAACUUAUCCAGAGGCUUAGCGACUCAAUGAAGAGGAGUUUGUUAUUUAUAUGCUGCAUUAAGUGUGUUUAGUUUUCAGCAUACCAUGCUUCAGUGCAGUUCUUGUUUGGUGUGUUUUAGAGAUGACAUUUAAUGUGUAUAUUGAUGUUAUUGGCUAAUUGCCGGAUUUUCUGUAGCAGGAAAACCAUAUUCCGAUUUCAGAAGGGAUCCCAUAGCUGGACCCCGUUGUGGAAAUCUCGUUUGUUUAAUUUCACAACUGACAGAUAAAUGAAUGAUUCAAUCCGUGGCCUCAAGGAACAAAGAAAAGGAUGAACACCAAUACUACAAGGGAAUCAAGAAAGUCAUGGGCUAAAUUAGAAAGUCAUAAUUAACCAUCUGAUGAGGUGUUACUAGCCUGCUACAUACACUCGGGCAAAUCCUUGGUCAUGGACAUCAUUGCCUACCCACAAAAGAUGAGGCGACGGGUGGGGGAAGGGGUUUAACAAAUUUAA